This is a messenger RNA of Caenorhabditis remanei, 711 nucleotides long. RefSeq lists its product as uncharacterized. The transcript has 4 exons. Lineage: Eukaryota; Metazoa; Nematoda; Chromadorea; Rhabditida; Rhabditidae. Gene Ontology annotation, cellular component: mitochondrial matrix. Bases 1 to 711 code for a protein of 236 amino acids. Gene Ontology annotation, biological process: cytosolic ribosome assembly. The record is from RefSeq and is a predicted model, not a curated record.
AUGAACACUGCUUCUCUCGUCCGCUCCCUAACCCGCGUGGCUCUCCGAUCCACAAACGUUGUCAAAAUGGUAUCUCCGCGUCAUUUUUCACAAACCGCCAAAGUUAUGUCGGUCACCCCCGAACUCCAACAGGCUCUGAACCGCGAGAUAGAGGCUGAACAACAAUUGAGCAAAGACAAUCUUCAAGGCGCUGUAGCCCCUACUUUCCCAGGAUUCGCUGUCACAACCAAAGAAGCUGAAGUUCGACUUACAAAGAAGAAUGGAAAUGAAGAUAUUCUUGUUGUUUUCAACGUGAAUCACUCUGUCGACAUGGAUGAGGGAUUUGAUGAUGAGCCAUCUCAAGCCGUGGCUCCGGUUCCAGUUGCUCUUCCUCCAUUCACCGUCGAAAUUACCAAAGGAGAUCAAAGACUCUGCUUCCAUCUCGAGCUUGUUCCGGUUGAUGAUCAACCAGAUGAGUACGACUUCCGUGUAGAAGAGUUUUACGUAGCUCCAUCAGCUAACAAUGGAAAUGAAGAUGUACCAUCGGAAGUUUAUGCUAGUAGCGGAAAGUACAUUGAUCCGGACCUCCACGAUCUCUUGUUCGUGCGUUAUUUGGAAGAACGCGGUCUUGACGCUCGGUUCUGCAAAACUCUUGUUGCGUACGCCACUCAUUAUGAACACUCGCAAUACGUUGGACUCUUGGAUAAGAUUAAGAAGUUCAUUUCCAAAUAG